UGGUACUCCGAACAAAACAGUUUGGUUUCGGUAGUGCGCACUUGAACAGGUAGCGAUUAUUUCGAUUUUGCCCAGAAGACUUUGGUACCCGUGCAACCAGUACUUUUUUAUUUCUCUUCUGCUGCAUUUCUUUGCGGGUCAAGGUGGGACGUUAGUGGUAACCUUGAUGGCCAUUUGAUAAUAUCUUCCGUGCGUUAAUAUUGCAACAAAUGCGCGCCCAAUACUAUUUAUUAAUUAUUUUCGAUAAAUAAAUGUUCAUUCAGUUAGUAAGUUCACUUGCCUUUGAAUUGGUCAAUAGUUUAGAAACGAUAAUUUUCCGGUCGCAAUGGCAAAUGUUAAUGAAGCACCAUUGGAAUUGGCAGAUCAGCAAUCAAGUUCACCUUUUAUAAAAGUUCGAUAUAUACAAGUCGUUCUUUUAUUUUUUAUGCUGGGAAUUUCAUUCAGCAUUAGAAUAUGUUUGUCAGUUGCCAUUGUUGCCAUGACCUCAAAUAGUACUUCUAGUAAUCCAGAUGUUCCAUAUUAUGAUUGGGGUAAUUCGAAUAUCAUUCUCUCCUCGUUCUACUGGAGUUACGCUAUACUUCAGUUUGUGGCCGGCAAUUUUGUUCAUUGGUUUGGCACAAAAAAAUUAAUUUUGGUGUCAAUUUUUGCAAAUUCCGUAACAUGUGCCCUCAUUCCAUUGGCAGCAAAGUGUGCCGGAGCUAACGGAGUGAUGGUUUUACGUGUUAUUCAAGGGCUCUUUCAAGGGUUUCUACUUCCCUGCAUGAAUGGGGUGUUGGGAAGAUGGUUACCACCAACUGAACUAUCUUACCUCACAUCAAUAGUUUUUUCAGGUUAUCAGGUGGGAGCUAUAGCUUCAACAGUAAUUACUGGCUAUUUCUCAGCUUCUCAUUGGGGUUGGCCCGCAGCAUUUUACUUAUUUGCCGCUCUUGGGUUUGUUUGGUGCAUAUUUUGGGCAUUUCUUAGUGCCGAGACUCCAGCAACACAUCCGUCAAUUACGAAAGAGGAGCGAAAAUAUAUAGAGCAUUCACUUGGCCAACAGGAUGAUCAUUUGAUUGGCAAAAAAUCGAUUCCAUGGAGUGCCAUUUUGAAGUCGGUGCCCUAUUGGGCCAUUAUAAUUGCGGCUAUUGGAGAGUCAUGGUCGACCACAUUUUUAUCGGCUGAACUGCCCAGUUAUCUAAGUUAUGCAAUUGGGCUUGACAUUCAGGAAAGUAGCCUAUUUUCUGCUGCUCCAGUAGUAGGGGCAUUGAUUGGAUGCCUUUGCUAUAGCCCUAUCGCAGGAUACGCCAUAAAAAAGGGUUACAUUACAACUAUAAAUUCCCGAAGAUUUUUUCAGGGAUUUAGUAUGUUUUCUGUCAGUAUCGGUUUUCUGCUGCUUCCUUAUAUAGUGGAUAGAACCAUAAUAGCAGUUGUUCUGAUUGGAUCCACAACUGCAGGCGCUGCAGUUAUAGGUGGUCAUAUAAUUAACCAUCUCGAUUUGUCUCCAAGAUAUGCAGCUAUACUCUCAGGAAUCUCAAAUGGGAUCGGGCAGUUAAUUGCUAUUUUUGCUCCCAUUUUAGUGCAUUUUAUUGUAACCGAUCAGACUGAUGCCAGACUUUGGGGAUAUACUUUUGUACUAUCGGCCAUAGUAGGGAUAUCAACGACGAUCUUCUUUAUUUGGUUUUGUUCUGGUGAAAGGCAAUGGUGGGAUGAGGUGGACAAAAAACGAUACGAAGCCUCAACUGAAACUCCUCUACCCGAAUAUGGUAAAACAAAUCCCGCAUUUAGCGGCGAAACAUGACGGAUGCUUUAUUUACUUAUUUUGUAUUUUGCAUAGAGCAAUAUAAAAUUAAAUACAA
Molecule: messenger RNA, 1835 nt
Organism: Dendroctonus ponderosae (mountain pine beetle)
Lineage: Eukaryota; Metazoa; Arthropoda; Insecta; Coleoptera; Curculionidae
Product: putative inorganic phosphate cotransporter
Exons: 9
Coding region: 326-1777 (483 amino acids)
Biological process (GO): transmembrane transport; monoatomic anion transport
Cellular component (GO): plasma membrane
Molecular function (GO): transmembrane transporter activity
Source: RefSeq, a predicted model, not a curated record